Molecule: messenger RNA, 1830 nt
Organism: Cuscuta campestris
Lineage: Eukaryota; Viridiplantae; Streptophyta; Magnoliopsida; Solanales; Convolvulaceae
Source: the annotation of a GenBank genome assembly
CAAGCCCUUUAUAAUUGAGCCGCACCUUCCUCGCCAAAUCAGUUCUUUGUUGCCGUCCGAGAAGAGCCGCUGGGCCGCCGCCGUCCGAGAUCGCCGGAGUUUUCUUCCCAAUUUAUUAGUGAAACCAGACCGGUAAGCAUCACCGGGGAUUCACCGGAGUUUCAAGGCGAGUGAUUUAUCUCUUGUUAGAAUUGAUAAAUUUGUUUAUUUAAAUUACUGGGUGUGAAAAGAACAGUCUUUCCGGCGUCGUCUGCGAUGGAAACUUCGGCGAAAACCCAUCAAAACAAGAAGCAGAAGAUCGGUGAAGCUUCCCAUGAGUAUAGAGAAGAUUUGGGUUCCUCCUCAGGUGGGAGAAUGAACUUCAAGAUUCUUGUGAAAAUAAUAGAGGAGCCAGGAAUCUUUUUUGCAUUUGGUUCUGCUGAAAAUUACGGAUGGGUUUUGCAACCCAGUCUCAAUCGAAAGUAUUUCUAUUUUAGAGGCUUGCCGCUUCGCAGACUGGCUAAGCAUGCAGUUCCUUCUAAGCCACUGCCAUACGUCUUGGAUUCACCUGUUGAAGCACAUUUCAUGAGGGUGAAUGGCAGAAAACAGCAAGGGGAUUGGUCGUCCCUCCCGGCGCUUCCCCUACUGAUGAUAAUGGAUAGACUAGACAUAUUUGACAACAAACGCCUCACUGCUGUGUGUAGAGAUUGGCGGUCCACGUCGUUGCGGUAUCCCAAAAACAUGCAUUCGGUCGGGGACGGGGUGCCCUGGAUUUGGCAUGUGAAAUAUGGAAAAGAAAGCCAUUCACGGGAAUUCAUCUGUGUCCCCGACGGGAAUCGUAAGUUCCAGGUCGACAUGCCUGAAUUCGCUCAUUCUACACUCCUAUUCUCAAAAGGAGGCUGGAUUCUUCUCCUGCACCAAAACGGCAGCGUUGGCAUGGCAGGGCUUCCUGCUUUGCUUCUGGUGAACCCUUUCACGAGGGAUAAAAUUGAAUUGCCAAAGAGAGGAGGCAACAAAAACACAAAGUGUUAUGGCUCAUUUACACUAUGCGACUCCGAUGGUUAUCCUAACCGUGUCAUCCUCAUCACCCCAGAACUUCCUUUUCAGGCAAGUAUCCAUACGGCGUGUCCAGGGGAUGAAGUGUGGGCCAGCCAUAACUAUACCGGAUUGGAGAGGACGUUUCUAACAAACUUUAUCCAUGUCACGAUCGGAGACAACGUGUAUUGCCAAGACCCUUACGGCUACAUAUCAAUUUUCAACGUGGCUAACAACUCAAUGAGGGUUUUACCGCCGGUACCCUGUGGAGGUUUCAUUGCAGAGCAUGGAGGGGGGGGGGGGGAGUUGGUUUUAUUGGGGCACGGCAAGAGUGUGGAGAGGAAACACAAGUCAUUUGUUCUGGUGCACAAGUACAACGGUGAGUCCUCCUCCUCGUGGGAGAGGCUGAGCCGCGGCGCAGUGAUGGGCACGGCUUGGUAUCUGUGCAAUGGACAGCCGGUUGUUGUCGCUGCUGCUGCUGCCGCCAAGGGAGGAAGAAGGGGUCUGGAGAUUUACAGGCUCGUUCAGAGUAUGGAAUGGUCCAGGCUGGGGGUGAGGUCGCGUCACAAGUGUACUCAUUAUUAUGUUCAUGUCACCGAUUUGCUAACAGGGGAACGAACAACAUUCCGCCUUCCACUUGCCGAUCACAAGUCUCUUCUCUGGGUGGCCAUCGGAUGAUCGGCCGGCUCACUGUAAUGAGUACAUAUAAUACGUGGAUUAUGCUCCUGAAUAUUUAUUUUCUAAAGUGACAAAUGUAUAAUACAUCUACUUUUAUUUAUUACUCCUUUGGUCUCAAAUUAAAUUGUCUCUUGACUA